Molecule: messenger RNA, 369 nt
Organism: Bipolaris victoriae FI3
Lineage: Eukaryota; Fungi; Ascomycota; Dothideomycetes; Pleosporales; Pleosporaceae
Exons: 1
Coding region: 1-369 (122 amino acids)
Source: RefSeq, a predicted model, not a curated record
AUGCAACGAGCGACGGAUUCAGGGAGAGCAGAGCAAGCGCAGAGCGUUGAGAGCGGACGGAGAGUGGCGCCUGGGGAUGCGAGACGGGGCGGUGCAGCGAGCGUGUUGAGGGUAGCAGGAAAGAAACGGGAGAUGGCGCAAGAUCAGCAGCAGAGGGCAGGCAGUGAUUGCGAAGACAGAACUCCUGAGCAGGAGAGCAGCGACAAGGCAGAGGCGCAGCGGCGGCGGCCGGAGAUAUGGGCUAGUACACGCGUCUUGGCGAUCAGGGCAGCUCGCCGGCCCACUGGCCCUCGUCUGCUCCUCUGGCCCCUCUGGCGCCUGUUUCUGCCCUUUGGCGCCCCCUCGCCUUGCUCCACCAGGCCCAGUUGA